UUGGCUAGAGUAGGGGGAGAGGGGCAGGGUGAUGCAUGACUUGUGUGGCUCUUGCAUGGCCACUGGACGAGUUCUGCUCAAGUGAAAUGUGUAAGGUCUAACCUUUUUCCGCGCAGAUUUCACUUGACAAGUUCACUUUCACUUGAUGGAAUACGCUAUAUGAGUUCCACUCUGUGAGUGGCACGUGUCACUCAAACAGGGGACUGUAGAGCCAUCUGGAGGAGCUGUUCUUAGUCCCACUCAAGUGUCUCCUCUCCGUGAGGCCCUGUGUGUGAGCUAGAGGGCAACAGCAUGCUUUACACACUAUUGCACUCUCUAAACUAUACUGUCAAUUAGGAUCAUUAGGCUAUGGAGGUUAUAGGGUUUUAUAAGAUUAUAGGCUUUACUGUAGGUUUAGUACAGAGUGUUUGGGCUGGCACUCAUUCCCUACACUGUGUUGCAUGCAUGCUCUGUGUUGUUGUUGUCGUUGUUGUUGUGUAGGUAGGUGAGCACAUUUUACGGCACACAACUCUGCCUCUUUGUAGGGAUUUAUAAUAGCCUGUUACAGUGGGAUUCCUGCUACAUCGUUACCUUAGCCUGUUACAGUGGAAUACCUGCUACACCGUUACCUUAGCCUGUUACAGUUGAAUACAUGCUACACUGUUACUUCAGCCUGUUACAGUGGAAUACCUGCUACACUGUUACUUUAGCCUGGAAUACCUGCUACACCGUUACUUUAGCCUGGAAUACCUCCUACACCGUUACCUUAGUCUGGAAUACCUCCUACACCGUUACCUUAGUCUGGAAUACCUCCUACACCGUUACCUUAGUCUGGAAUACCUGCUACACUGUUACUUUAACCUGGCUCUCAACCCACCUACUCAUUAACUACUCACCUGGACUGGAUUUGGGUUCGAUUUGACACGAGACACUGUCUCGGAUGUUCAUUUGCUUCGAGGGGUUUUGACACUGCGACCCCACUGAGGAGCUCGUCAGGAAGGGAUAGCUGUGCAUCCGUCGAGCUCUGUCAGCUGUGAUCUCCUCCAUGCUCCUGCAUGCAGCUGAUGGAAGAACAGGCACUCCGACAGCCCGGCAUGGUCUCCAGGCUGCCCAAGUUUGGCUCCAGACCCACCGGGUCUGUCACCCUCCCCGGCCCAAACGGCUGUGCCGCGCCCUCUGCGCCCCCCGUAGGGAAGGUGUUGGCUACGGUGCGGCAGAAUGGGAUCGUGCGCCCCUCUCCCGCCAUGUCCUUCAAAUGGAAGGGCGAGAAGGCGGAGCCUGACCCUAAAGUGGAGGAGGGUAGAGGAGGAGCCUAUCGCGCCCAGCAGCAGCAGCAGCAGCAGCAGCAGAGGGCACUGGUGCGGGAGAUAAAGAGGCCGUCCGCUCCCAUAGCAACAGUACGUCGCCCCGCCCCAUCUGUCUCAACUUCCUCCUACCGAACUGGACAUCAACCUCCAGCCUCCAUGCGAUUCGUGCCCAAUCACAGCCUCUCGAAUGACUUGACGCCAGGCCCCACCCACGGCGGUCUGUCUCAGUCCAGCGACAGCCUGCGCUUGCUGCCGCUGGACAACAUGGUUCGCUCGCAGAGUUUCAGUCACAUGACGCAUGUCGCUGGUUCUGGGGAAAAUCCCAUCGCUCGUUCCUUCUCCUUCAACCAGGAGCUGCCUCGCCCAGCCUCCCGACACCCCCCCUCUGCCCGCUGCACCCUCCCCCUACCCACCCCCAUUCUCAAUGGGGCGAGGGGGGUGAAGACCGGCAUCGCCCGGGGCCUCCCUGCAGGCCCCUCUCUGCUGCCCCCCACCAAUCUAAAGAAGCCCUUGCUGCCUGGACCGGCCCCCAGUAAGCCCUCCGCACUCAGCUAUAGGCUGAUGCGGCCGUCACUCAUCAGGCAGCCCCGGCCAACACCCGUUGGGAAGGCACAAGAGGAGCCAGCGAAGGAGCAGAAAGAGGGGUCACGGGGGGAUGCCCCUGUUGCCCCACGCCCCACAAAGACCUCUGGCAAUCCCGUUACUACCGCCCGAGAGCUAUCAGGCCUGCCAGACGAGGCCAGUGAAAAUAAGGCCAGACCACAUGAGCUCAGAUCUGAACAUCAGGCCAGAAUAGAGGAUCCCAGAGUGUGGGAACAAAAAGAACACGAGUCCCUAGGAACCGAGUCCAGACUAGACGGGUUGAGAACAAUAGGUACCAGAGAAGAGGAGUCCUGGCCAGAUAACCCAAUAGUGGAGGACCCAGACAAGGCUGAAGCAGAUGAGCCCAGAGCAGUACAUCUUAGUGCUAUUAAGACCAGAGCAAUCAAUACCAGAGCAGACGAACCAUCACUCGAGGAUGAGAUCACCACAGACAGAGAGGAUCCCCUGGAGUCUUCCCCAGACGAGAGCUGCGAUCCCAGGGCUGAGGCGAUGGAGGAGCUGCCUACACUCCGCGUCACCUCCGUCACGGGGGAGCCUAUGGAGGAAAUGUCCCUGUCCUCCACUUCCUCCCUGGAGCGCAACGACACCAGCGAGGAGUACAUGGACGACUUCGAUAACCUAGGCAACGGGGGCGGGAUCCUGCUGCUGCCCACCCACGACGGAGGGCUCGUCCAACCGGAGCCGCUCUCGGAGGACAGCGCCCCCGCAGGCCGGCAGCUGGAUGUGUGCUCGGUGACCAGCAUCCACAGCUUCCUGUCUGAGUCGGUGGACUGGGGAGAGAUGGGACUCACCGGUGGUAAGGAGGCCUUCUCAGUCCCGGGCCGUGGCGUGUUGUCUGAUGGCGUGUUCCGUGACGGCUCUUCUCUGGACCUCUCCCCCUCCGACAGCUCUGGAGCCACCUACAUGUGGGAUGAUGAGGACGGGCUGGAGCCACUAGGGGGCCCUCUGAUCCCCUGCCGCAGCUACGACUCCGACCUCAACAGCAUGGACAUCCUGAACAAUCUGGACAACUUGGAGUCCUGCGACCUGGACGAGGAUGACCUCAUGCUGGACGUGGAUCUGCCCGAGGAGUCGUCCCUGCACAGCGAUGCUGAUGGAAGAUGGAGGAGGAGGCAACAGCAGCUCUGGGGCACACAGGAGCACCUCCACAACAACAACAACAGUGAUGGUCUUCUGCAGGCGUUGGAUGGUCUGGAUGUGGAUCUUGUGGAUCAUGUGGAUCAUGUGUCUCUGGAUGAACUGACCCUUCAGCACAUGGCUCAGGACUGCUCCUCAGUCAAGAACCAGCUGCUUCAGCUCAGACAGCUACUAGAGGUAGAGGAGGCGGACUGCAUUGAUGAAGGAGUCUCCUCAUCUGGGGCCUUCACUCCAGACUCAUCCGAAGAUGUCAGCUGUGACCAACAGGUGCAGGAGCUGCUUAUGGAGGUGCAGAAGCUGAGAGAGGAGUUGAGGAGCAAAGACAAGAUGAUCGCCCAGCUUACCCAGCAAAUGCAGUGUGUACCUGAAGAGGCCAGCAGAUGUUCUUGUGAUCUAAAGAGAACAGAAGUCCAGAGAGGCACCAGACCCCUACAUCAGGACUGCACCACGCAGACACCAUGGAGAGGACAUGCGGGCCUGCUGCCCCCCUCUCUCCUCCCCCCGUGGCUCUGCCCAAAGCAGACUCACCCGCGGGCACGCUUGCCCCUCCUCCACCGAAAGACCUCAAAUUCUACCGCCUUCCAGAGCCGCACCCAAUCUCCACUCACCUCAGGGUGCACUAGUCGCCCCCAGCGCCCCCCAGGAAAAGUGCAGUGGGGGGGUCGCCGCUGUCGUCCGUCCACAGAAGCCCCAGUCCUGCCCUCCAUCCUGCCCAGACCCCCCCUCGCCGGACCUCGCCGCACCCCAGCCCCCCCACCACCACCUGCUCGACUCAGCCACGGGACCCCAGCUCCACGGAAAGAGGGGCCGCCUGGGCGCCCACCCGAAAACGGAGCUCGCUCAAAGGAGACCGGCUCUGGCCCCCACCGAGAGAGACUGGCCUGUGGCCUCCCCCCCCCACCGGAGCGCCCCUCACCCCAACGCACGGGCCGCAUCAGCGCCACCCCUGCCCACGGAGAGGGGGGGUCAGAGGCCCAGACAGCUGCCCCCUCCAUCCCGAGGCCUCCCCUGCUUCAGCACGGCCCCCGAGGCCUGUCUGCCCGCCCCGGGCCCCACCCCCGGCCCCACCCCCGCCCUCGCCACGGCGCGCUCCUCUCUGGCGCCCCCCCGAGGCUACAGGCAGAACCGCCUCAACUCUCCCCCCGCCGCCUGCCCCCCCGCUAGAGACCUGGAGAACGGCUCGCCACACACACACGCUCAGGCACCGCUCACGCUCAACUCACGCCUCCCCAAGCCAAAGAGCCACUGACACACAC
Molecule: messenger RNA, 4282 nt
Organism: Clupea harengus (Atlantic herring)
Lineage: Eukaryota; Metazoa; Chordata; Actinopteri; Clupeiformes; Clupeidae
Gene: ccser2b
Product: coiled-coil serine rich protein 2b
Biological process (GO): microtubule bundle formation
Cellular component (GO): microtubule cytoskeleton
Molecular function (GO): microtubule binding
Source: RefSeq, a predicted model, not a curated record